This is a messenger RNA of Saccoglossus kowalevskii, 942 nucleotides long. RefSeq names its product store-operated calcium entry regulator STIMATE-like. Gene Ontology annotation, cellular component: membrane. Lineage: Eukaryota; Metazoa; Hemichordata; Enteropneusta; Harrimaniidae. The record is from RefSeq and is a predicted model, not a curated record.
AUGGCAAAGCUUUCACAACUCACUAACUACCAGCCUAUUCAUGUCUCGAUAGCAGUCACUGAAUCACGAAACCAAGAGUGCACCAGAGCAGCGUUCACAAUGAACCGUACACUGGGGGUAGAUGACAUUACGGUAAAUGUGGCUGAUGUGCGGCUUCAUCCCCACUGCGACCACGGGGCUUUAACAGAUCCAUUUGGCAUUUUCAUUCAAGGGAUAUUGGCUGUCGUUGCAUUCAGUACUCUUAUGUUGAAACGUCUUCGAGAACCUAAAAUUGAAAGAAGACCCUGGAGAAUUUGGUUUUAUGACACAUCAAAACAAGCCUUGGGUGCAUUAGUUAUACAUUUUGCCAAUGUGUUCCUUGCUGAUAUAUUCCAUGGUGAUCCAUGUACAUGGUACAUCAUCAACUUUUUACUGGAUUCCACUGUAGGUCUUUUUUUUAUUUAUGCUGGUUUAACAAUCACCCAGGUUAUUGUGAGAAGUCAACAUUGCUAUUCAUUGAGAUUUGGUGAAUAUGGUGAACCACCUUCUUGUAAUGCCUGGAUUGGGCAAUGUGGACUCUAUAUUCUUGUGGUCAUCAUAGAAAAAGUACUUAUUACAUUAUUAGUGCAGUUUAAAUUCUGGGAUGAGGUGAGUUUUAUACUAUCUCCUAUUCGUGAUCCUCGGUUAGAGGUGGCCAUUGUUAUGUUAAUUAUUCCAUUUGUCGUCAAUGCCAUCAUGUUUUGGGUAGUGGAUAAUAUCCUAAUGAGAAAGAGAAGAAAGAAAACAAUUGAGUUUGAACUUAUUCCACAAAGCAGCUCAAAAUCGGUAAAAUAUUCACGUCAAGUCCAUGAAAAAGACAGUGAGAAUGGGUCAGAGUCUGAAGUUUUGAUCACUGUAGAUGACGACAAGUACGCCAGCAGUGAUGAUGUGAAAAAUAAACUAAUACCACAGAAAACUGGCUAA